Molecule: messenger RNA, 1416 nt
Organism: Diabrotica virgifera virgifera (western corn rootworm)
Lineage: Eukaryota; Metazoa; Arthropoda; Insecta; Coleoptera; Chrysomelidae
Exons: 10
Coding region: 468-1397 (309 amino acids)
Source: RefSeq, a predicted model, not a curated record
CACUGAAUAAUAUGGUGGUCAUUAAAUCUAAGCCUAAAAAAAUUUUCUGGGCCUUAUAUAGAAAAUUGUUAAUAAUACCAAGCCACAUUGACAAAAGUGAUGAAAAAUUCUAUGCUGCAUCGUCUUGUUUGCCUCCAAAAUAAAAUGCUUCAUCGAAUAAAUAUUUCAGUGAUCAACUAGCCCAAGCGCACUUAGAAUGGUUGACCACUGCCACAUCUAUUGUACUGUGAGAUAAGACUCGAUUAGACUAUGUACUUCUAGGAAACAUAACAACAUUCUUGUGCGAUAAUCAUCAAGUGUCUCACUCGGUCCUGCACAAAUGCGUAAGAUAACACUGACUGACAAAUUUUUAACUGUUAGUUGAAUGCUAUUUUAUGUAGAGUGAGUAGUGAGCAGUCUGUUUUUCGUAUCUAUAUUAAGUUUUACUACAAGUUGUAAGUUUUGGUUUUCAAAAACAAGAAUAAAACAUGAAUAACAGUUCAACAUGGCAUAGAUCUGGCGCAAGUAUCAUUAGGUCAUCUCGUGUGAAAAAGAUGGUUGAAGCAGCUUUAUCACGACAAGAAAAUGUUCCUGGCCCAGAACAAAGUGAAAGAGUAACUGACUUCACAGUAUUGCAGAAUGUUCUGUCAGAGCGAAACGAGGACUUUCAGAAUCCAGAACAAAGUGAGACAGUAACUAACUUCACAGUAUUGCAGAAUGUUCUGCCAGAACGAAACCAGGAUUUUCAGAACCCAGAACAAAGUGAGACAGUAACUAACUUCACAGUAUUGCAGAAUGUUCUACCAGAACGAAACGAGGACUUUCAGAAUCCAGAACAAAGUGAGACAGUAACUAACUUCACAGUAUUGCAGAAUGUUCUGCCAGAACGAAACCAGGAUUUUCAGAACCCAGAACAAAGUGAGACAGUAACUAACUUCACAGUAUUGCAGAAUGUUCUACCAGAACGAAACGAGGACUUUCAGAAUCCAGAACAAAGUGAGACAGUAACUAACUUCACAGUAUUGCAGAAUGUUCUGCCAGAACUAAACCAGGAUUUUCAGAACCCAGAACAAAGUGAGACAGUAACUAACUUCACAGUAUUGCAGAAUGUUCUACCAGAACGAAACGAGGACUUUCAGAGCCCAGAACAAUGUAAAACAGUAACUGACUUCACAGUAUUGCAGAAUGUUUUGUCAGAGCGAAACGAGGACUUUCAGAACUCAGAACAACGCGAAACAGUGACUGACUUUACAGAAGGUUCAAAAGGAGCAGAUUCGGACCAAUCAUUUGUAAACCAAGAGCCUAGCGUAUCACAUACUAUUCAGGAGACAUCACAGUCUUCAUUAUCGUCAUGUUAUGUCUCCAACAGCGACAAAGACACAAACCAAAGACACAAACCAAUGAAAAUGUUGCUGUAACUACUGAAGAGAGCUCGAC